Coprinopsis cinerea okayama7#130 is the source of this 1545-nucleotide messenger RNA. RefSeq lists its product as hypothetical. NCBI's taxonomy places the organism in Eukaryota, Fungi, Basidiomycota, Agaricomycetes, Agaricales, Psathyrellaceae. The transcript has 6 exons. The record is from RefSeq and is a predicted model, not a curated record. The coding region runs from base 240 to 1475 and encodes 411 amino acids.
GAUGUAGGACUUCUGGCAAAAAGGCUCGAUACCCUCCCAUGUACAUCCCCAUUCCGUCUUCUGUGUCAAGUUCGACACUUCGCGCUUCGAUGUGAACAAAUGACCUGCUCUAAUCGUCCUGAUGAGCACGGUACUCUGGUAGAUGGCGUCAUUAAUCUCUGGUCCUCUAUAAAUACUGGCGCUGGGAGACAUCCACCCUCCAUCGACAGAACGGACUUUCUCUCGAUUGCUUGGAGAAGAUGCAGCUGUCGACUGCCUUCGCCAUCCUUGCCACCACCCUCAGCACAGCUCUGGCUGCACCCUACCCAGGUGAUAUCGUCCAGUACUGGAACCUGAGAACCACCUGGUCCUUGAACGCAUCAUCCCCCCGUCUCGGUUCCUUCCACGAGGGUUACGCUGGGGCAUACGUCCAUACCGCAAUCCUCGCCGCCGCGCAGGAUGCGUCACGACAACCCAAGACAGUCCAGCAACUCGCCGUCAGCUACGCCGCCCACGACGCACUGAACACCCUUUUCUCCGCCCAGUAUCAGAGGAUCGAUUCCUACCUCACUGAGAUCGAGAACACCAUCACCCCUACCACCUCUGAGAGCAACACUGGCAGGAGGAUUGGCGAGUCUGCGGCUGUGAAGGUGCUACGGGCCCGCGCAGGCGAUGGUGUUUCGAAGUACGCCCGGUACGACUUCAAGCCUGCCGCGCCUGGUGUCUACCAGCCCACGCCUCCGAACAACCCAAUUCCUGCGUCUCAGCACGGCGGAGACCUCAAACCAUGGGGUGGCGUCAACAAAGUCCCCGAAUGGGGACCUCCACCCUCUCCUACUGGCGACGACUACGAGCCGCACUUGCUGCGAAUCAAGGAGAAGGGGAGCAGAACCAACAGCACGCGCACUGCUGAUGAAACCGAGAUUGGCUACUUCUGGCUCGAGUCUUCCAUUACUUUCUGGAAUCGAUUCGCCUCUGUUAUCGUUGGCGAGUCUCUGAAGGACGACGUCCUCAAAUCUGCCGAACUGUACGCGAGGUUGAACUGGGCCAUUUCUAACGCUGGCAUCGUCGCGUUCCAAACUAAGAACAAGUACAACGCAUGGCGCCCGAUCACAGCUCUCCAUUACACUCAGGUCUUCCUCAAGUCCGGAAACAACCUCAGCGACCCGUCAUGGGAACCUCUCUCCCCAACUCCAGGCCACCAAGACUACCUCUCAGGACACGCCGUGUACGGUGGAGCAGCAGCCGAGAUCAUCAGGCGGCACAUCGGUAGCGACAACCUCACACCGUCAGUCACGAUCUCUAGCAAUGUCGCCCUCGAUAACGUUGGCGUUCUCAGCCGCACCUUCACCUCGCUCUCCCAGGCUGCUAAAGAGAAUGGUGACUCCCGCGUCUUUGUCGGUGUCCACUUCCAGUUUGCUUCUGAUGAAGGAACCAAGGCGGGUGAGGCAGCGGCGGAGCAGGUUUGGAGACGCAAUGGCAGAGGAUAUCUGUAAGAAAGGGAACUUGGGGUUUUUACUUGAUGUCGUAGCUAGAGCAGUGGCAUAACCAUCGCUAUUGUCUUUC